Molecule: messenger RNA, 1742 nt
Organism: Eruca vesicaria subsp. sativa (arugula)
Lineage: Eukaryota; Viridiplantae; Streptophyta; Magnoliopsida; Brassicales; Brassicaceae
Source: the annotation of a GenBank genome assembly
ACACACACAUAAAAAUCUUAACAUCUCCCGAAAGGAAAACCCAAAACCUUCAAAAAUUACGAAACAACCCCACUAGUAAAAAUGAGAAAACAUUUCGUCCAUGUGACUCUCUCCUUCUUCACCUUCAUCAUCCUCUUAACUCCAUCAACCGCAGAACCAGAACCUUCCUUUGUCUUCCCUAUCCAUCAACUCCUCAACAAAACCAGCUCAUGGCUCGACUUCCCGACCAAAUAUAACCAACCAAAGAUCGAACUAACCGCAUCAACAAUCAUCGCCGCCGUACUCUCUUUCCUCGCCGCAACAAUCUCAAGCGCCGGAGGCAUCGGCGGCGGAGGUUUAUACGUUCCGAUAAUGACCAUCGUCGCGGGACUCGACCUGAAAACAGCGUCGAGCUUCUCUGCUUUCAUGGUGACAGGAGGAUCUAUAGCUAACGUGGGAUGCAAUCUUUUCGUUAGAAACCCUAAAGCUGGAGGCAAGACGAUGAUAGACUUCGACUUAGCUCUGCUUCUUGAGCCGUGUAUGCUUCUUGGAGUUAGUGUCGGAGUGAUAUGUAACCUUGUGUUCCCGAACUGGCUUAUAACGAGUCUUUUUGCUGUGUUUCUUGCGUGGUCGACGGUGAAGACUUUUGGUAACGGGGUUUAUUACUGGAAGAUGGAGUCGGAGAUGGUGAAGGUAAGAGAGGCGAGCCGUGUCCGAGAAGAAGAUGAGGAUAAGGUUGAGAGUGUGAAGUUGCCUCUUUUGGAAGAUUAUGAGAGACCGAAGAGGUUUCCAUGGAUGAAGCUUGGAGUUUUGGUGGUUAUUUGGCUCUCUUACUUUGCAGUUUAUCUUCUUCGUGGAAACAAAUAUGGCGAGGGAAUCAUAUCAAUCGAGCCAUGUGGAAUCACUUACUGGCUCCUCUCAUCAACUCAAAUACCACUCACUCUUUUCUUCACUAUUUGGAUCUGCUUCAGUGAAAAUGUUCAAGGCAACCAAAGUUCUAAUCACCAAGUCUCAGUAAAGGAUGUAGAAGAUUUGAGAUCACAUGAUGGAGGAAGAUCAAACAAGUGCAUGUUUCCUGUAAUGGCACUACUAGCUGGAGUUUUAGGUGGUGUUUUUGGGAUUGGAGGCGGGAUGCUCAUCAGCCCUCUCCUCCUGCAAGUCGGUAUCGCUCCCGAGGUAACUGCAGCGACAUGUUCUUUCAUGGUAUUGUUUUCAUCAACAAUGUCAGCGAUUCAAUAUUUGUUACUUGGCAUGGAACAUACUGGAACUGCAAGUCUAUUUGCGAUUGUAUGUUUUGUGGCAUCACUCGUUGGACUAAUGGUUGUUCAAAAGGUUAUAAACCAGUAUGGAAGGGCUUCGAUCAUUGUGUUCUCGGUUGGUAUUGUCAUGGCAUUGAGCAUUGUGUUGAUGACCAGCUAUGGAGCUCUCGAUGUUUGGAAUGAUUUUGUCUCGGGUAGUUACAUGGGGUUUAAAUUACCUUGUUGAGACCAAACAAAAACGGUUUUGGUUUCUUUGGUUAAUAAUUCAUAAUAGAUGUGUAUACCAUUAUCUUCUUGCAUGUGUGUUUGUUGCUCGCUGCUCCAUUUUCUCAUUAGAAGAUUUCUACAUUUUCUAUGGUUUAAAACAUUAUUCAGAAUGCACAUCUCGUGCAUUCGAAUAUAUGGUCAAAAUAAGAUAUACUUUUUAAACAAAAAAAAAAGAUAUGUUGUAGACCAAUACUCGGAGUAAUAUCAAAUUUAUAUAUGUUAUUGUGUUUGGAUGUG